CAUUCAAAAUCUUCUUGUUUUUAUCUUCCAAAAUUUGGACUUUGGGGCUCAUCACAAAUCCCUCAAUAAUGCUUCAAUUCAAGAAGAAAAUUGUAUCUUUUCUUGUUCAGAAACUUUGCCAAUAACAAUAAGCUAUCUCUGUUUAAGUGAUGGAAGUACCUACUAGAAUUGAAAAAAUAAGCAAACCCAGUCCAAGAAUCUCUGUUUGGUCAUCACCCACAAACCGUCCUCCUGGUUUUGUUCUGUAAUUUUCAAGUGGGUGUUUUUCUUGCUGCAAAAAAGAUGGAUUUUUUAAGUUCUUUUAAUGGGUUGAAUGAAGUUUAUGGGGGGUUUCAGGGUAUAAUAGGAAAUGGGUUGUCAUCAUCUUCUUCAUUGGUUUUGGAUAAUGAGAAUGGUGAGCUUGUGAAGGCAAUGGUGAAACCAGGGGGAAAAGGGGAUAAUCAAGAAAAAGCUUUGAUUGCUUUGAAGAAUCAUAGUGAAGCUGAAAGGAGGAGGAGGGAGAGGAUUAAUGGUCAUUUGGGUACUCUUAGGAAUCUUAUACCUGGCACUAAUAAGAUGGACAAGGCUGCUUUACUUGCUAAAGUCAUCGGCCACAUAAAAGAAUUGAGAGUGAAUGCAGCAGAAGCUACCAAAGGCGUUCUAGUUCCAACAGACAUUGAUGAAGUUAAAGUUGAACAACAAGCAGAGGGAUCUGACGGAGCCACUUAUUCUGUCAAGGCAUCUUUGUGCUGUGACUAUAAGCAUGAACUUAUUUCUGAUCUGCGACAAGCUCUGGAUACUCUCCCCCUAAAGACUCUAAGGGCAGAGAUUGCUACGCUAGGGAGCAGAAUGGUUAGCGUUUUCGUGAUUACUGAGGGCAAUGAAAGGAAUAUUGAGGAUACUGAAAGGUGCCAGCUUCUUAUAACUUCUGUUCGUCAGGCUUUGAGGUCAGUGCUUGAUAAAUUUUAUGCAUCCGAGGAAUUCUCUUCGAGAAGUACACUAUCAAGCAAGAGACGAAGAGUCUCAUUUCUCAAUUCUUCGAGCUCAUCUUCUUUAGGGGAUUUCUGGUGAAUAAUGUGUCUUAUUUACUGCAUUUAUUUAUCAACUAUAUAAUGUAUUACGUAAUGAUCUCACGGGUUAAUGGCAUACGUCUUAGCAUGCAUAUCCUCUGAUAAAAUGGAUAUGCAUGCUGCUACAUAUGUCUGCCCUUUGUAAAUGGAGAACGUGUUGCACUAAGUUGCAACCAGUAAAAAUAUAAGCAAAAUUAUUCUGA
This is a messenger RNA of Solanum stenotomum, 1252 nucleotides long. RefSeq names its product transcription factor bHLH30-like. Gene Ontology annotation, molecular function: DNA-binding transcription factor activity; protein dimerization activity. The record is from RefSeq and is a predicted model, not a curated record. Bases 283 to 1050 code for a protein of 255 amino acids. The transcript has 2 exons. Lineage: Eukaryota; Viridiplantae; Streptophyta; Magnoliopsida; Solanales; Solanaceae. Gene Ontology annotation, biological process: regulation of DNA-templated transcription.